Cotesia glomerata is the source of this 1655-nucleotide messenger RNA. RefSeq names its product protein phosphatase 1 regulatory subunit 7 (gene sds22). The transcript is spliced from 5 exons. Gene Ontology annotation, molecular function: protein binding. The coding region runs from base 145 to 1209 and encodes 354 amino acids. The record is from RefSeq and is a predicted model, not a curated record. NCBI's taxonomy places the organism in Eukaryota, Metazoa, Arthropoda, Insecta, Hymenoptera, Braconidae.
CAAAAAUACUGUUUAUGUUGCAUGUGAGAAGAUCAAUGAAAAAAAAGUAACAAUUUAAUAGAAUAGAGUUAUUGUAAUAAAUAUAAUUUAUAACUGCUCCAAUAAUCAAUUGGUGUUGAUAUUUUUUUACGUAAUCACGAUCAAAUGGAGACCAAGAGUGAUAAAUGUGUUACCAUAGGAGAUAAAUUUGAGGAAAUAAAAGCUGAAGGUGAAGACAACAGACCGUCAGUACAUGACGACGCAUCCGGUGGCCUAGAUGACAACGGAGCUGAUUCUGACAGUCAUGCUGAGCCAGAUGACCGUGAGAAUGAUCCUGGCGAUGGAGCCGAAACUGAACGGAUAUGCAUUUUGGAUCCUGAGUCAGAGGAGCUUGAUUUCAAUCACGCAAGACUCACCAAGUUGGAGAACCUCGAGCCGCUGACAAAAAUACAAAAAUUAUGUUUCACCUGGAAUUUGAUAAAAAAGAUUGAGAAUCUUGAUACACUCGUUACUUUGGUUGAAUUAGAAUUACGGGACAACCAAAUUACUGUCAUUGAGAAUCUGGAUGCUCUUGUGAAUCUUCAAGUUCUAGACAUUUCAUUCAACAGAAUUAAAAAAAUAGAAAACCUUGAUCGACUUACGAAUUUGCAAAAGUUAUUUUUAUCUUCCAACAAAAUAACAAAGAUUGAAAAUAUAUCGCAUUUAUCAAAUCUCACAGUAUUGGAGCUGGGUGAUAACAAAAUACGUUCCAUUGAGAAUUUAGAGAACCUAACAAACUUGACCAAUUUAUUUUUGGGUAAAAACAAGAUAUCGAAAAUAGCAAACUUGGGUCAUUUGGUUAAUUUACAGCUGCUGAGUUUGCAGAGCAACCGGAUUACCAAAAUUGAAAACUUGGAGACUCUGACACAGCUCGACCAAUUGUAUUUAUCAGAAAAUGGACUUACUUGUAUCGAGGGCUUAGAAAACUGUAAACUCUUGACCACGCUCGAUGUUGCUUUUAAUAAGCUUAAAAAAAUUGAAAACAUCAAACAUUUGGAAUUAUUGGAAGAGUUCUGGAUUAAUAAUAACCAAAUAGAAGAUUGGAGUACAGUCGACGCAUUAGCCGAGAACAAGAAACUCCAGACAGUUUACCUCGAGCACAAUCCGAUUGCUAAUGACCCGAGCUACCGACGAAAAAUAAAAUUACUCUUGCCGUGGCUAGUUCAAUUAGACGCGACGCUUUGCAGAUAAACAACCCUAAGCCUUAAAAAAAAUCAAAUCGUCUCGUCCAAAAAAACAGUACCAAUUUUUCAAAGUUAAUUCAUUUUUUUACUUAAAUGUUUAAACGUAUUAAUCAACUCGUAUUAUGAAUUUAACAGUAUAAAAAAUACUUUCCAUGUUGAAUAAUAAAUAAUCCAGUUAAAGAAUAAUUAAUUACCAAAGUACUGAAAGUAAUUAAAGUAACCUCAAGUUAAUCAACAGCUUCCGCGUGAAUCAAAGUGUCGAAAGUUAAAAUUAAUUAGUUUUGACAAAGCAAAUAAUAUUUCUUUACUAUUUUUUAAAUAAUAAUACUCUCUUCGAUUUAUAUAAAUGUGUGAUAACUCUGCACCAUGUUAUUUCGACUGUGUCGAAAAAAAUUUACCGUCAAUGGCAACUGUAAUUUGUUAUCAAAUAAAUGAACAAGAAUUAAAAAAAAA